Molecule: messenger RNA, 2661 nt
Organism: Larimichthys crocea (large yellow croaker)
Lineage: Eukaryota; Metazoa; Chordata; Actinopteri; Sciaenidae
Product: regulator of G protein signaling 8
Exons: 5
Coding region: 303-827 (174 amino acids)
Source: RefSeq, a predicted model, not a curated record
CUCUGCCUCUCCCUCUAUCCAUCUCUCUCUGCCCCCAACCUCCUCCUGCCUGCCUCACCCCCCUCCACGAUUUCACACCAUUGAGCAUGCUGUGUGUAGCUCCCACUCGCUGGCAUCAGAAACACGAGAUAUCUUCAGUUCUGAGCUGUGCAGAUUCAUACAUACACACACACAUACACACACACACAGCAGCAGCAGCAUUGGCUGGACGGAGACUGCGUUCUGCCAAAACGUACGUUGGGGAUAGGCAGAGAUAAGAAAAGAAGGGGAGGCACGGCACACCGGAGUCAAGGAUCAGCACCAUGAAGACAAGACUAGGCUGCCUGUCCCACAAAUCUGACUCCUACAGCGACUUCUCAGAGUUCCUGCCUCCGGCCCAUGAAACCACCGCCAGGUGUCUGAAACUCUCAACGGACGAGGUUGUCCGAUGGUCAGAAUCGUUCGAUCAUCUUCUCUCUCACAAAUAUGGCCUGGCUGCCUUCAGGACGUUUCUCAAGACAGAGUUCAGCGACGAGAAUAUCGAGUUUUGGAUGGCCUGCGAGGAGUAUAAAAAAAUCAAGAGCUCAACCAAGCUUGUGUCAAAAGCUAACAAGAUCUUUAAGGAGUUCAUUGACAUUCAGGCACCGAGAGAGGUAAACAUUGAUUACCGCACCAGAGAACGGACCAAGCAGAGCCUGGAGGAUCCGUCUCCAACCAGCCUCAACGAAAUCCAAGCUAAAGUCUACUGUCUCAUGGAGAAAGACUCCUACCCACGAUUCCUCAGGUCCAAGAUGUACCAGGAUAUGGUCAACAGGGCACAUGCACAAGGCCAGCGGAGGUCAGUUUGACUGAAUCUCAUGAAGACCAGAGAGGACAUAAAACUGGACCUAUACUGUAAAUCACUCAUUAACCCUUUCACAUAUCAGAAUACUGUGAAUCUGCAAGGAUGGGGCGGCAUGUUUGACUGUUUCCUUUUGUCUACACCAGCUCCAUGCAUGCAAUCCCUCUAGAGAAGACGUGUCUUGGUGGACUGCACUGUGCGGUACCGUGAAGAAGAUUGAAUGAGGAUAGGCUAAUCGUUUUACCUCUACUUGGUGCUGGGCGAUAUGUCUAAAAAUAUAAAAUGACCAUAUCAUGUGAUAACUAUAUUUAUCUGGGAUUAUUCAUGGUGGGAAUUGUUGGGUCUCUGUAAAUAAAAUAGAGUCUAGACCUGCUCAAUAUGGAAAGUGUUAUGCAAUAACUUUUGUUAUGAUUUGAUGAUGUAUCAUGGCAUUUAAAAUGAAACUCAUUCAAAGUAUUCAAUGGAGCAAGAAACUGCAAAUUCCCCAAACAAGUGUUGAUCUUGGAAAUCCAUUUACUGUAAUUGAAAAUCUUUAUUUUGUGCUAAUUACAUAUGCCAAUGUAUACACAAUUUCAUCCCUUGAAUCCAUUUAUAUUAAAAUAUUUACAUAGAUGGUCUCCUGAUUUGUGGACACUCGCCAUUUAACUAAGCUGUUAAACGGUCUUUUUCUGGGGCCAGUGGUUCCACCUUCUUUAGCUGAACUCUUUGUUCUAUCUCCAAAUUUGAAUCCGCCAUCGUUCCAAAAUUUCUUUAACACUUGUAGCCUUUCCAUCAAAGUACAACAGGCUGGUGUUAAUGCUCAGGAAAAAUGAUAUCCAUGGCAAAGUACGGAGUUGCUUUUUAUUCUUCCAUCGAGAUAAAUGUUGUUACCCUCUGAUCGCCCAGCACUAUCUCUACUUCUCUUCUGUUCUUUGUGAAAUAGACACUGUCAUAUGCAGGUGACUGCACCUGUUGUGGUAGUUUGUGUGUUUACAACAGACAGUAAAGUGAGUCGACACUUAUCUGAAACUGUGCCAAACUAGAUUGCACUUAGAUGUUGAUAUGAAUACAUAAUCCUGUGUAUUGUAAACUCUUGCAGGUAUUCUGUGUGACAUUAAACGUAAAGUUUGAAGGUCCAUUGUAUUUUGUAAUUCUUUUUGCUUUCAAUUCAUGCUAUUCAGGAAGUGAAGAUGUGCUGUCACCCCUGUUGAUCUUGUUAUACAAGGUGCAUCCUAUUGAUUGACUGGAAUUUUAUAAAAUAAUAUUCAUACUUUUUAAAACUAGGUUUGAUUAAAACCAUGUUACUCAACUAUCAGCACCUGUAGCUCCAUGAAAUGCAAUCUGUUUCUUUGGACUUUCUUUCUGGACUUUCUGGUCAACGUUGCCUUCAAAAGUUUGACUAAAUGAGUCAUUAUUUGUCAUGGCUAAAAAUUGCACUGGAUUGCAUAACUGAUUUGCUUUUUAAUAUAUCCAGUCGUAAGUGCUUGUUUAAACAGAACAAACAUCUCCCAGUCCUGCAGGUAGUGAACUGAAAGCAAAGCUGACCCCAAUAAAAUCUGUUCUGAGUUGAAAAAUGUGUUGUGCAAAUUUUCCUAAAUGUAUUUUCAGCAUGAUGCAAUACUCUGAAUAAUUUACAUAUUGUAUAGUAUGUUCUGACAACGACUGCAAAAAAAAACUAGUAGAAUAAGUCAGUAACAUGACGGAUGUGUUUGCCUGGAAAACAGACAAAUAUUUUCUUUAUUGCAUGUGGCUGAACAUAUCGCCCUGUAUCGUCUGUUACUGUGUUCCACAUGAAUGUAACCUCCCCUCCCCCCACUAUAUUUUGUGAUUAAAAAUGGAUCUGCAUCUAUGCUCUGUGGCUU